Bipolaris zeicola 26-R-13 is the source of this 258-nucleotide messenger RNA. RefSeq lists its product as uncharacterized. The record is from RefSeq and is a predicted model, not a curated record. Lineage: Eukaryota; Fungi; Ascomycota; Dothideomycetes; Pleosporales; Pleosporaceae. The transcript has a single exon. The annotation marks the transcript as partial.
UGGCAAUGGAUUUCUGUGCUACGAGAUUCGCCCAACUCUCUAGUCGUCGGAGUGAGGAACAAUGGAGAGCCUAUCUCAACCACAGUUCGACAUGCGGGUCGGACCCUUUUCGACCACAACCUUGUAGCGAUAUCACUUGUUAAUAUUGGUGUAUCUACACUACAUUUUCAACAUUGUAAAUUGAUAACAGCGGUUGCCGAACUUAAUGCUGCAUACAAACUCAUAGAUCAACCACGGCGAUCUUGGUACGUAAGUUGA